This is a messenger RNA of Salarias fasciatus (jewelled blenny), 1685 nucleotides long. RefSeq names its product GTPase IMAP family member 7-like. Lineage: Eukaryota; Metazoa; Chordata; Actinopteri; Blenniiformes; Blenniidae. Gene Ontology annotation, molecular function: GTP binding. The coding region runs from base 8 to 982 and encodes 324 amino acids. The transcript has 2 exons. The record is from RefSeq and is a predicted model, not a curated record.
UCAACACAUGGCAGCUGAGCUGUGGGGUGAUAAACAAACUCACACCAGCCCGCAAACUCUCACCGCAGGCAAUGCCAGAGAGGUGGAGAGUCCAGCCCUUCUCCAGUCUUUUUGUCUGGGGACCGGGUCGUGGGUCACCCUGUCACCGGCUGCCACCCAAUCCACACUGCAUCCGGCCCCUACAGUUCCCUCAGCAGGUGAGUCAAAGCGGAUCGUCCUGCUGGGAAAAACUGGCAGUGGGAAAAGCAGCCUCGCCAACAUCAUACUUGGAGAGGACUUGUUCACUGUACAUCAUUCUUCUGAUUCUGGAACUACCACAUGUCAAUCUGAAACCAGAGAUGUCAGUGACAGAAAGAUCACUUUGGUCGACACGCCUGGUUUGUUUGAUACAGAAAGGUCAGAGGAGGAUUUGAAGCCUGAGAUCAUGAAGUGCAUUACAGAGUGUGCUCCUGGAAUUCACGCCUUUCUCAUCGUGCUGAAAGUUGAGACAUUCUCAGAGCAGGAGCAAGAAGUCAUCAGCAGAAUAUGUGAAUAUUUCUCUGAAGACAUUCUGAAACACGCCGUGGUCGUCUUCACCUUCGGCGACCAGCUACGUGAAGGGAUAAUAAUCGAGGAGUUUGUCAGACAGACUCAAAAGCUGAGAGACCUGGUGAACAGGUGCAGCGGCCGGUGCCACGUCUUCGACAACAAAUACUGGAACAACAACACGCUGCAGAACGACUACAGGAGCAACCACUUCCAGAGGGAAGAGUUACUGAAGACCAUCGACAAGCUAACGGUGGAAAGAAACGGCCAAUGCUACACCAACGACAUGCUGCAAGCUGUGGAGAGAGAAACCCAGAGAGAGGAGGAGCAAAUCAGGCAGUCAUCUCCAGAAAACCUGCCACCAGAGGAGAUCAGAAACCAGGCCAGACGAAAUGUGGACUCACAACGGGGGCUUGUUUGGGAGCUUUUUUUGGCAUUGAGGAGCUGGUUAGGGUAGUUAUAAUGGCUGUGACACAAAUAUCUCGGUAACACUUUACUUGAAACACCCAGAGUAACACAUUAUAAGUACAUUUAUAAAGCAUUAUAAUGCCAUUAUAACAUGUGAAGCUAUAGUUACAAACACUCAUAAAUGAUCACUAUGCCAGCACCUAACCCUAAUCCUAUGCUGUAUAGUGGGUUAUAAAGUGUGUUAUAAUGUUAUACCAGGUGCUUCAAGUGUUACCGAAAUUUCUAGAAAGACAUUCUGUUCCCAUGCCUCCCAAAAUAUUUAGUGAUUUUUUUUGUCUUUCUCUUUUCUUGUUCCCUACUGUCUUAUACAUUAAAUGUUUCUUGAUUGGAAUUGUAUUUCUUUUUCUUCUGGAGUUUUUAACCUUAAGCUUUCAAAAUUUUGAUAAUAUGAGAUUUUUUUCUUUAUACCGUAUUGGCCCGAAUAUAAGACGACUCUGAUUAUAAGACGACCCCUAUUUUUCAAAUAUCAUUUUGUGAAAAUAAAAAUACGUUAAAUACAAUAAGAACUUUUUUUAUUGUACAAUUAUUCCAAGCUCAAAAACUCUCAACAGUGAUGACAUUUCACAUGACUUAAAGGUGCAUUAAGGAGUUUUACAACCUUAAAAAUACUUAUUUUCCACCAUAAAUAUGUUACACAUUUUUAAUAAUGUGUACAAUGAGCCCUGACAUGUUCAUUACCAGAACCUCUAACA